This is a messenger RNA of Postia placenta MAD-698-R-SB12, 1608 nucleotides long. RefSeq lists its product as hypothetical. Gene Ontology annotation, cellular component: membrane. Gene Ontology annotation, molecular function: signaling receptor activity. The record is from RefSeq and is a predicted model, not a curated record. NCBI's taxonomy places the organism in Eukaryota, Fungi, Basidiomycota, Agaricomycetes, Polyporales, Adustoporiaceae. The transcript is spliced from 6 exons. The coding region runs from base 1 to 1608 and encodes 535 amino acids.
AUGGCCACCCUAACGGAGACCAUUACGCUGCGUCGCCGUCGUACACCGGGCGCGCGCCGCUUUUCCACAAAUCAGGCCGGAACCUACGUCGCUCGUUCUCUAUGCCAGUCCCUGCCGCAUUCACUAGAAGCUCUAGACCUCUCCGGUUCCACCAUCUCUCCAGCUCUCGCUGAAGUACGUCUCCAGGUCCUUUCGUUCCUCGCCGACCUCGAAGCGCGCCUUGUCCUCCUUGACUCGCCCAAGUCAGAGUCAUCUCAAGUGCAUGGCGAGUUUGCCGCCGAGGACGCGCGAGCGUGGGCCAGGGAUGGAAGGCAACUGCUUCACUCGAUACGAACACAGGUCUGUUCGCAUCUGCCGGAGCUGACCCUGGAUAGCGUCCGGUCGCACAUGUCAGAAGUGUCGCCUCUAGAGGGUAUGCGCGCACACCUGUCGGAUAUGCCAGAUGCAGUGCGUUCUCGCUUGCCCGAACUAGACCUAUGGGAUAUGCGCGCACGCCUAGACGAUAUGUGCUCGCGUAUCUCCGACUUGGGCCUUAACAGACCGCUGCAUUACAUACAAUCCCUGUCCGACAACCUCCAGUCGCUUCGGGCGCACUUGUCUUCCCUAGAACUACCGCAGAGUCUCAAUCUGGCUGCGCUAUCUCCGAACGCCAGCUCUGCCUUCAAUGACCUAUAUGACAAAGUCGUCUCCUCCGAGCUGUAUGCUGAGAUAUCCUCCGACAUACGCGAAGGCGAGAAGGCUGCGCUCGAGAUCACACGGGCGGUCAAGCAGUCUGUAAAUGGCUCCCGUCUUAUCCUUUACGUGGACCUUCCCCAGCAAUGGCGAAAUAACCCCUUUGUUAAGCAUGGAUACCGGUUCAUCCCGUUACAGGAAUGGCCGCGGCUAAUUCUGUCCCUCUUCGCAUUGCACAACGAGACCCUGAAUAUCCAUACGCAUUUGAUACCCUUCUUCGCAUGGCUCUUGACCAUCUUUCCUUCCUCAGCGGGGCAGUCCGACAUGCCGCUGCUGACCUUCACUGCUUUCGCACUGCUUUGCCUGUUCACGAGCGCACUCUGGCAUACAAUGGCUGGUUGUGCACAUCCGACGGGCAUGGAGCUAUGUGCACGGAUAGAUUAUGUCGGGAUCGGAUGGCUCAUCAGUGCAUCGAUUGGAACGGUAGUGCACUACGGGUACCAGUGCAAUCCGAUGGCAUGCAAAUUCUUCCUGUCACUGUGCUUCAUUAUGGGUUUGUCUGGAAGCAUCUUGCCAUUCACCGACUGGUUCAAUAAAUACGAGUACCGCAGAUACCGCAUUGCGUUCUUCGUUGCUCUCGCCCUGACGAGCAUCGCGCCGCUCGCACACCUCGCAAAGCUGCACUCCGCCAUGCAGAUGUUUUCGUUCAUGCGCCCCAUUGUGCCUUCGCUCGUCUCGUAUGUCGCCGGGCUCGUCUUCUACGCUACGCACUUCCCGGAGUGUUACCUCUCCUCGCGUUGGGCGCACUCCCAUUUGCUCGAUCGCUUCGGCGGAGGCUCACACGCAAUCUGGCACGUCUUCAUCGUGAUUGCAAUCAGCCAGCACAAAGCUGCGAUGUCGGAGCUGAAGAGGGGUAUCGGUGAGGCGUGCUGGUGA